GUAGUAUGCUAUGGUAACAGUCACAUUUAAUAAAGAGGAGAGGAGGACGGACAGGAAGCAGCGUGGGCAGCCUCUCUGUGUCAUCACCGCCUGCGUCACACCAGACAGACGCCAGGAGGGAGUUUUCCACUGACGAGAAAAAGAAAGGCUGCGCUUCUCGGCACCGAGCUCCAGACAAGAGACGCGCUUCAGCUGGUACGGAGCGGAGCGGAGCGGAGAGACGCAGACAAUAGCACCCAGAGAGGAAGGAGUCUCUCUCUCUCUCUCUAUAGCCUAUAUAUAUAUAUUUAUACAUAUAUGUAUGCGAGGAUAAAGCAAAAGGCUGUAUUUAUUCGUGCCAUUUUGGAUUGUACUGCCACUGUUCUCCCAUCGGGCUGUUUAUUAUCCGACGCUAUUCUGUUCCUGAUGGUGAUCGGACACUUGAAUUGGUGAUUGCUCGCACUAACGCCAUGAGUGGGCUGCUCAAGAGGAAGUUUGAGGAGGUGGAUGAGGACCCAUGCUACUCCUCACCCUCCUCCCUCUCCUCUGCCUGCUCGGGCUGGGACUCGGAGGGGGAGAGCUGCUACUCGGACACCCUGGAUUCCACUCCCAGCAACCCCAGCUCCCCAGCAACAAAUUUCAACACAACAUCCAUCCUUAAGAAAUCCAAGAGGGCACGACGGGGCAACGUGACCUUCGACCAGGUGAACGUGUUCUUCUUCCCUCGGUGCCAAGGCUUCACCAGUGUUCCCAGUCGAGGAGGAUGCACUCUGGGCAUGAUGCAGCGCCACAGCGUGCUCCGCACGUACACGCUUGCCGAGUUCGCCGUGGAGCAGCGGCUCCUACGACGGGAAAAGUUCCUCAACAGACUCAGGGAGGAAAAGCUGGAAGCUCUCAAGUUAAAGCUGACUAAGAAUGGAACCGAAGAGAACGAGGAGGCAGAGCGGCUAACGGUGGAAGACAUUCCCGAGCAGGACAUCGACAUCAGCGGGACCAAUUUGGACGAGGGCUCUUUCCUCCAGCCUUACGCGCCUAAACGUCGCUACGCGCUCCUCAAAACGGCCGGCGUGAAGAAGAUAGACAAAGAGGAGAAGAGGCAGCUGCACGAGCUGAGGAUCUCCAGGGAGAACUGCGGUUGCGACUGCCAGGGCUUCUGCGAGCCUGAGACGUGUAGCUGCAGCCUCGCUGGCAUCAAAUGUCAGAUGGAUCAUUCCUCUUUCCCGUGUGGCUGCACCAAGGACGGUUGCGGAAACACAGAAGGUCGCAUCGAGUUCAACUCCACCAGGGUACAGACGCAUUACAUCCACACAAUCAUGAAGCUGGAGCUGGAGAAGAGGCUGGAGGAGCAGUCGAGCACCGAGGAGGAGGAGGAGAACGCGACCACCCUAUCAGCAGUGCCCUCCUUCCCCUUUAGUUCGGAACUGGCGACAGCUGGAGAGAACAGCUGCAGCAGCGAUAUGACGGACUUAUCGGACUCUUCGGGUCAGAGCGAGGACUCUUCUGCAGGCGGUAGCCCGUGCGAGCGUCACACCCAGCUGGACGUGGACGAGAAAGGCCUGAGCCGCAUUUUGAGUUUCAACGACGUGGAGAGCGGCUCGAGAAGUAGCAGAGACUGUAAAGACAUGUGCUGUUCAGAUCAACAGCAAGAACAGCCAUGUACGGAGGCUUUUGGUAGCUUUAGCAUGGUGGACUUUGUUGACGAGAAUGACAAUAUAGACGCCGCGCUGUUGGACGAUCACACAGACAAUCGAGCAACAGCCAUCUCAGAACUUAUGGACGAGAACGCCAACCAGGGAAACGGCCUAUUCCACAACAGCAGCGUGCCUCGCACGCCCUCCCCGACCAUCGACCGCUCGGCGAGCUACAACAUGGAUCUGAGCCUCUCCUCGGAGUCGGACCUGGAGUUCUUCGACGGCUUCCCAUGCUUGGGGCCCAGCUCGCUCUACAACUCCCUCAAGGAGUACGAACACAUGGACAACUUCUUUCAAUUUCAGUUGCCUAGUUACCCCAGCUUCCCUCCGGCGAGCGACCCCGGGACCUGCCUCCUGGAGUCGCUCAUUGGCCUUUCGGAAUCCGUCCCAGAACCCCCCGCCACAUUUACAGACAAUCAGCUGUUGGAGGAAGCCAUGAAAUUGUCUGUGAUGGAGUCUGUGAAAGUUUGA
Molecule: messenger RNA, 2141 nt
Organism: Sebastes umbrosus (honeycomb rockfish)
Lineage: Eukaryota; Metazoa; Chordata; Actinopteri; Perciformes; Sebastidae
Gene: csrnp1b
Product: cysteine-serine-rich nuclear protein 1b
Exons: 5
Coding region: 450-2141 (563 amino acids)
Biological process (GO): regulation of transcription by RNA polymerase II
Cellular component (GO): nucleus
Molecular function (GO): sequence-specific DNA binding; DNA-binding transcription factor activity, RNA polymerase II-specific
Source: RefSeq, a predicted model, not a curated record